Hemicordylus capensis (graceful crag lizard) is the source of this 3679-nucleotide messenger RNA. RefSeq names its product phosphodiesterase 7A (gene PDE7A). Bases 681 to 2135 code for a protein of 484 amino acids. The transcript has 13 exons. Lineage: Eukaryota; Metazoa; Chordata; Lepidosauria; Squamata; Cordylidae. Gene Ontology annotation, molecular function: 3',5'-cyclic-AMP phosphodiesterase activity. The record is from RefSeq and is a predicted model, not a curated record.
UGCUGAUUGUGGGGGCGGGAGGGGCAAGGUCGGCCCCCUGUAGGUGCAGCACUCCAACUGACUCGCUCUCCCUCCCCCGCCAGCCUGCGCCCUCCGCCUUUCCCAGCACAGCCGCCGCGGCAGCAGCACCACGACCAACCGCCCCUACCUGGCCCCUCCCCUUGAGCGCGCGCGGGGCCGCGCCUCGUGCCGGACAAUAGCGGCGCUGCCGCAGCCGAGUUGUGUCUCACCCAAACCAGCCCGCCGCCGCAGUUAGCAGUUGCCUUGGCCCGCUCCCCUCGUGCGAAUGAGCGGCGGCACGCGGCCGCUGCGGAGCUGAGUCUGGGGACUCGAGCCGCGGCUUACUGCCGCUCUCCUUCCUCUCUUGCUACUCGUUUCCCCGUCAGCCAUCCUUUGGACCGCGUCGGCGGGGCAAAAACCACACAGAACCCGGAGCUGGUUGGCGGGGAGUGUGUGUGUGUAGGGCGGGCGGGCGGGCGUUGAGGAGAGCCUUCUCAGCGCCGUGGGGCGGGGGGCGGGCUGUGUGUCUGUGACCCGGUCCUGACUCAUUCCUCGCGUGGGGUCGGGGAGGGGGGCAGGUGGGCCGGGCCUCGCCUCGCUCCGGGAGCCUGACCUGGCCUGGCUUUUGUGGGCGCCCCAGAAGGUGAGGCGGCGGCAGCGGCAGCGCUGACCCCGCUUCAAUGGAAGUAUGCUAUCAGCUGCCGGUGCUGCCCCUGGACAGGCCGGUGCCUCAGCAUGUCCUCAGCCGCAGAGGGGCCAUCAGCUUCAGCUCCAGUUCCGCGCUGUUUGGCUGCCCCAACCCCAGGCAGCUCUCCCAGAGACGUGGAGCAAUUUCCUAUGACAGUUCUGAUCAAACUGCAUUGUACAUUCGCAUGCUAGGAGAUGUACGAGUAAGAAGUCGGGCAGGAUUUGAAACAGAGAGAAGAGGUUCUCAUCCAUACAUUGAUUUCCGUAUUUUUCACUCAAACUCUGAAAUUGAAGUUUCUGUAUCUGCAAGAAAUAUCCGAAGGUUACUGAGUUUCCAGAGGUACUUGAGAUCUUCCCGUUUCUUUCGUGGUAGCACUCUUCCAAAUUCUUCAAACAUUUUAGAUGAUGAUUAUAAUGGACAAGCUAAGUGUAUGCUAGAGAAAGUUGGAAACUGGAAUUUUGAUAUCUUCCUUUUUGACAGACUAACAAAUGGGAAUAGUUUGGUCACCUUAACCUUCCACCUGUUCAAUCUUCAUGGACUUAUAGAGCACUUCCAAUUAGAUACAAUGAAGCUUCGCAGAUUUUUAGUAAUGGUUCAAGAAGAUUACCACAGUCAAAACCCAUAUCACAAUGCAGUUCAUGCUGCUGAUGUGACUCAGGCCAUGCACUGUUAUUUAAAAGAACCGAAGCUUUCCCAAUCUCUAACUCCAUGGGAUAUUCUGCUCAGCUUAAUUGCAGCUGCCACUCAUGAUCUGGAUCAUCCAGGUGUUAAUCAGCCUUUCCUGAUUAAAACAAACCAUUAUUUAGCAACUUUAUACAAGAAUACCUCAGUAUUAGAAAACCAUCACUGGAGAUCAGCAGUGGGGCUGUUGAGAGAGUCUGGAUUGUUUGCACAUAUGUCGCUAGAAAGCAGGCAGCUGAUGGAAAGUCAGAUAGGAGCACUGAUUCUUGCCACAGAUAUCAGUCGACAAAAUGAAUAUCUAUCCUUAUUUCGUACUCAUUUGGACAAGGGAGAUUUAUGUUUAGAAGUGGAGAACCAUCGUCAUCUCAUUCUUCAGAUGGCUUUGAAAUGUGCUGAUAUUUGCAACCCCUGCCGGACUUGGGAACUGAGCAAGCAGUGGAGUGAAAAAGUAACAGAAGAAUUCUUUAAUCAAGGAGACGUUGAAAAAAAAUACCAUUUGGGUGUAAGUCCGUUAUGUGAUCGACAGACAGAAACCAUUGCCAACAUACAGAUUGGCUUUAUGACCUAUUUGGUGGAACCAUUAUUUGCAGAGUGGGCCCGAUUUUCAAACACCAGGCUAUCUCAAACUAUGCUUGGUCAUUUGGGACUGAAUAAAGCUAGCUGGAAAGGCAUGCAGAGAGAACAGUCCAGCAGCGGUGAUGACACUGAUCCUGUAUUUGAGGAAAUGGAUUCUGAAGCAAUACCUCAGGAACACAGACUGUCCUGACCCCAGGAUCUGCUGAACGAACUUCCUCUUGUCUGGUAUCUGCAGAAUGGGAUUCGAGGAUAAAUUUUGUCUGACUGCCAAGGUUUCAGUGUAAACAAUGCCAGCAUUAUUUAUUUCCACGUUUUUCGUUUUGAUAAGUUUGAACUCAGUUUUCAGUGACAAAACCUGAACACAGAGCAAUAUGCGUAUGCCUCGGCUUUUGCAUGGAACCCUGAAUAUGCAAACCAGAGGAGUGAUUGAACCUCGAUGGGGGAAGCGUACAAGAUGCAUUUUUACGUGCCACAUAGUUCUGUUUUUAUUUUGUUUUUAGAGGAAAUUUGAAACACGGCCUUCAGAGUUGCCACACGACAGGAAUGAUUCAGUUCUCUUGGAAUUUUGCAAGACUCCAUCCUUGUCUAAAAUGUGGAAAUAUGAAGUGCCCAUACUCGGUUGCCUCUGGCAAGAACUGAUGUUUACAAAUGUACUUGGAAACUAUAGGUUCUCAACUAACCUUUGUGCAUGGCUGUGAAGGAACCACUAACGUCUUUGGCGAGGGGACGUUCAAACCUGAAACUGCAGCUCAUUUUCCUCUCAGUAAGAGAAGAGUCUCUCACAUGUCAUAAUCUUGGCUAUGCAUUGGGAACUGAACAUUUAACAUAAAGCACAGCCAAGCUUUACUCCGUUGUAGAAUGAGAAUGCAAUUAUAGCAGGCAGGAAAUACUUCUGAGUUUCGGGAGGGGAGGUGGGAUGGAAAGGAGGAGACUUAAUUGUGUUAAGAUUCUGCAGUGAAAACAUUGCAUGUUGUUUUCACUAUUGUACACUUGAACUGCACAUGCAAGAAAAAAAAGGUGGAAUGAUUAUGAACACCAGAAACAGCUCAGGGUAUUUGCCAAUCUGAAAUAAAGUGGGAUGGGAAGCAUGUUCUUCAGAACAAGGGUACAAAUGCCCCUUUCGCUGCAGUGUGUGUGUGAGUGUGUGUGAGUGAGAGAGAGAACUUGGGGGUGGGGAGGGGAUGGGAAGGAUUUGAAAGACGUGUUUUUUUUAAUUUAUUCUUUUUAGAAUGUGACAUUUUCAUGAGCAGCCGCAUGGGGGGAAACUAACAGGUUGCUACAGCUGCCUUAAACUAUGCACAAAGCUAAGUGACCAAAUUUUGUUGUCGAUUGAAAAGUGCAUUGUUUACUUAUUCCUCCCUCUACUGAAAUGUUACCCAUUGUGGGAUUUUGAUGUGAAAAGGAGAAAUGUUUUUACGGACAAAUUUUAAGGACUAAUUUUUAAACUUCAAGCAUUCCUUUUUUUGUAAUUUGUUUUUUACAUUGUUUUAAGUACUGUAAGCACAACUGUAAUCUAUUUUCAGAAACUGGUGCUUUCCUUUUGUUCAUUUGUAUUUCCCUUGUUCUUACUGUAAAGACUGUUUAUUCCAUUCUGUUUACAGUUUGCAACAGCCAUUUUUGGGAGAGAGCUUCAGUGUAAAGCCAUUUGUUAAAGGCUUUGCCAUACUCAUUUUAAUGUGCCUGUUGCUGUUAACCUUUGAUUAAUAAUAAUAAUAAUAAAAAAAUUUCACUUUG